UACCAUCAACACAUUUAAAAUGGAUAUUCUACAGGUGUUGGAAAAUGCAUUGAUGCAUCCGGACCCCGCCCAGAGAAGCGGGGCCGAACAGCAGUUGAACGAUGCCGCUGCUAAUCAUUUUGUUGAUUACCUUUCUCUUUUGACCGAGGCCCUUGCCAAUGACGAAGCUAAAACUGAAGUAAGAAUGUUGGCUGGUAUUGGCUUAAAGAACCAGUUGACCUCGAAAGAUGCAAAGUCCAAGGAGUCACAACACCAGCGUUGGAUCCUGUUGGAUGCCCAAUCAAAGACAAAGAUCAAGGAAACGGCGUUGCGUGCGUUGAUGACCUCGGACGACAGAGUGGCCAAUUCUGCCGCUCAACUAGUUGCUGCCAUUGCAGACAUUGAAUUACCUCGUAGUGAAUGGCCCGAAUUGAUCCCUAUCAUCAUUGAGAACACCAAGACCGAGAACCAAGUCAAUGUCAAGAGAGCUUCACUUUUAACCAUUGGAUAUAUUUGUGAAAGUGCAGACCCAAACAAUCCAGCCAUUGUUAGCCAAAGUAACGGUAUUCUUAUUGCCAUCGUACAAGGUGUACAAGCCUCAGAACCUUCUCACUUGGUCCGUCUCACUGCCUUGAAUGCAUUGGUGAAUUCUUUGGAAUUCAUUCGUUUCAAUUUUGAACGUGAAGGUGAAAGAAAUUACAUCAUGCAAGUUGUUUGUGAGGCUACUCAGGCAGACAAUAAUGAAAUCCAAGCGCUGGCCUUUGGUUGUUUAUCAAGAAUCAUGGCCCUUUACUACCAAUACAUGGCUCUUUAUAUGGAAAAGGCCUUGUAUGGAUUGACGGUUUCUGGUAUGCAAUCUAAAGAUGAAAAAGUGGCCUGUAUGGCCGUGGAAUUUUGGUCAUCUGUAUGUGAAGAAGAAUUGGAAAUUACUUUACAAAGAGAAGAAUAUGGUGCCGAAGUCGGAGAAGAAUACCAAUCAUUCAACUUUGCUCUUCUUUCCAUUCAACAAGUUCUUCCAACUCUUUUGAAUUUACUUACUAGACAAAACGAAGACCCUGAAGAUGAUGAUUGGUCUGUGGCCAUGGCUGCAGGUGCUUGUAUCCAAUUAUUUGCUCAAAACACCGGCUCUUAUGUAGUGCAACCAACCUUGCUGUUUGUCUCUGAAAACAUUCAAAACUCCAACAGUUGGAAUUGUCGUGAAGCUGCUGUGAUGGCGUUUGGAUCUAUCUUGGAUGGACCUGAACGUGACCAACUUAAGGAAUUAAUCUCUCAAGCCCUUCCUCCAAUCUUAAGUCUUAUGACCGACGAAUACUUGCAAGUGAAGGAAACCGUUGCAUGGUGUUUGGGUCGUAUUGCUGAUUUGGUCGUGGAUGCCAUUGAUAAUCAACAAUAUCUUCCAGCUGUCAUUAGUGCAUUGGCCACCGGUUUGCAAGAUCACCCUAAGGUCUCCACCAACUGUUGUUGGACAUUGAUGAAUCUCUUGGAACAACUUUGUCCCGAUGGACCAAAGCAAGAAACUACUGUGAUGUCUCCAUUCUAUGGUACUUUAGUGCCAAUUUUAGUUCAACUCUCUGGAAAGAAUGACAAUGAAUAUUCUUCAAGAGCGCUGGCUUAUGAAGCAUUGUCACAUUUUGUCAUGUAUUCCGCCCAAGAUGCCAUGCCAAUUGUCCAAGGGGUUGCCCUGGAAGCUUUGUCAAGAUUACAAGGUACCGUUGGCAUGCUGCAACAACAAAUUGACGAACUUACCACUGAAGAUAAGGUGAAUUUAGAAGAACUUCAAACGAAUAUUCUUUCUCUUUUGACCAAUAUCAUUCGUAGAGCUGGCCCAGACGUCACUGCGGUGGCUGAUGAUCUUAUGUCUAUGUUCUUGCAACUAUUAAAUGCCCAACAACAACAACAAAACGGUGUCAUUGAAGAAGAUGUCUUGAUUGCCAUUUCUGCUGUUGCCAGCAGUGUUGGUGAUGGAUUCACCAAGUACAUGGACGCUUUCCAACCAUAUUUGACCAAUGCUCUUGUCAACACAGAAUCACCAAGUUGUAACAUUGCCAUUGGUCUUGUUGCCGACCUUUCACAAGCUCUUGGACAAAUGUUCUUGCCAUACCUCGAUGGAUAUAUCAACAUUUUAGGUGCAAACUUGAAUAAUGCCGAAGUAAAGCGGGAACUUCGUCCAACCAUUUUAUCAUGUUUUGGGGAUAUUUCCACUUCUGUUGGUGUUCAUUUUGAACCAUACCUUCAAUUCGUGUUACAAAUCUGUCAACAUGCCCUGGAAAUCGAACCAGAAGAUAGCUCCAUAGAAACUUUGGAUUACACACUUAACAUCAAGGAGGGUGUCCUUGAUGCAUAUGUUGGUAUUGUUGGUGGAUUUGCUGAAAAGCCACAAACUAUUUCUCCAUACUUGGGACAAAUUUUCUCAUUUUUGCAACAAGUUUCGGUUAACGUUGAUAUGGCAUCUACAGAUUCGGUAUGUCGUGCUGUUGUUGGUCUUCUUGGUGACAUUGCAGCCAUCUAUCCUAAUCAAUUGCUGACUAUCUACUCCGAACCAUGGAUGUUGACCUUUAUCAAGAAGACUCGUGCCAACCCAAUGUUCCAACCAGCCACCAAGGAAACUGCUCGUUGGGCUAGAGAACAACAAAAAAGACAACUUGGCCAACUCUAAGUAUGGAUCUACACUACUACAUGGUGUUCUACAACAAACUUCUCAUUCUCUAAUCUCUCUCAUAUUUCAUCUCAUAUCAUGUCCCGGUGGAUUUUCACCGGAGCGCGAAGGGGCCUGGGCCCCGGGGUCUUGCCUCCCUUUUCAUCUCUCACCCUCAUCUCUCAUACGUUCAAUUGAACUCACUGCCUUAGCAGCGGUC
Messenger RNA from [Candida] anglica, 2834 nucleotides. Lineage: Eukaryota; Fungi; Ascomycota; Pichiomycetes; Serinales; Debaryomycetaceae. The record is from the annotation of a GenBank genome assembly.